Messenger RNA from Ruditapes philippinarum (Manila clam), 2375 nucleotides. RefSeq names its product 1-deoxyxylulose-5-phosphate synthase YajO-like. The transcript is spliced from 9 exons. Lineage: Eukaryota; Metazoa; Mollusca; Bivalvia; Venerida; Veneridae. The record is from RefSeq and is a predicted model, not a curated record. Bases 134 to 1276 code for a protein of 380 amino acids.
GUUUAAUAGCCUCACCUGAAGCGACAUUUAUCAAGUCACGUCAAAUAGAAAAUAACGUCAAAAGCGGUGUACAAUAUACAUGUUUGUAUGGAUUUACUUUUAUAAAAGUAUUAACAGUCACAAACAGUAAAAAAUGGCUACUACAGCAGACGUGGAGUACAACUACUUAGGAAAGACAGGUGUAAAAGUAUCAAAUAUUUGCCUCGGUACAAUGACGUUUGGAAAGCAAGAAGGAGGUCCAUUUAAUUUUUAUGACACACCAACUCAUUCUGACGAGAAGAUGGCGCAUACACUCAUAAACCGUUUUGUGGAUCUCGGGGGAAACUUUAUUGAUACUGCCAACGUUUACACUGGUGGGUCAUCUGAAACUAUUAUUGGCAAUUGGUUUCAAAGUAAACAAAGCAACAGAAAUGACGUAGUACUGGCAACAAAAGUGCGCUUCAAUACGAAAGACAAAGAACCGAACAAUCUUGGUUUAAGCAGACGACACAUUACUCAGGCUCUAGAAGGAAGUCUUCAAAGACUGCAGACCGAAUACAUAGAUUUGUAUCAGGGUCACGGUUGGGAUAAUGCCACACCUGUUGAAGAAACACUGCGUACGUUUGCUGACCUUGUCCGCUGUGGUAAAAUUCAUUACUAUGGCUAUAGCAACCUUUGUGGGUGGCAGUUGCAACAAGUCGUGGACACAUACAAAACUCUGGGACUUCAGCCAUGUGUCACAUUACAGCAACAAUACAGUCUAUUACAUAGAGAAUCCGAGUGGGAACCAUUCAUGGUGUGCCAGAACGAAGGUAUUGCAGUUCUGCCAUGGAGUCCUCUUACAGGAGGAUUGUUGACUGGAAAGUUUAAAAGAGAAGGUGUGCCUGAUGCUAGCACAAGCAGAGUUGGAUACAUGCUGGCACAAAAAGCAUUUGGUCAAUUAGGGGCGUGGUCGCAAUUUUCCGGCGAUGAUCAAUACUGGCAAAUCAUCGAUGUCCUGAAACAAAUAUCCAAUGAAAAUGACAAGACAAUAGCACAAGUUGCUCUGAAAUGGGUUCUACAAAAGAGUUGUGUGGCCUCGGUUGUCAUUGGAGCAACGUCAUUAAAACAACUGGAGGAAAACAUGGCCGCUGGUAGUACUCAGUGGCAACUUACUGAUGAACAGAUGGAAGCACUGGACACAGUAAGUCCCAACAACAAACCAUACCCUUAUAAUAUGCUGUGGAAUGCGAGAAAUGCUGGAAGAUAUAAUCCGUUCUAUGAAAAAUCUGUGAAAAUUCCAAAAUCUUCAAUAUAGAUACAUGACCCGCAGGUUUGAUGUGGUGUUUCGAAGUUGAUUUUGUUCGUUACAGUUUGCGAAAGUGUGCGAUAUAGAAUUACUUAGCUUUCAUACAUAGAUAAUACGACAUUGAGGUGAAGUCCACAUAACUUUUUAAUUGUAAUAUUUUUUGUCUAUUGUCCUUUGAAUAAAUAAUACGCCGAAUAUCAUACUUCAACUUUUAUAGUUGCGACGUCAUCAAUCAUAUUAGUGAGGUCAUGAGAUUCCCACGCUUGACGGCGAAUUAAUCUAAAUAUCAGCAGCAGAUCGAAUACCUUCUGUUUUAUUAAAAAUAAACUUCCACAGUUGUUGUUUGUGUAUUUCAAUAUUGAUGACUGUUCAGUAACCGAUUUAUUUACUUCUUUAAUUUUUUAAUUAAUUUAUCAUGGUAAUAUUACGAAACUUUAAUGUAUCAAAUGUAGAUCACAAGUGAGAAAACGAAAUAAACUUUAGAUUGUUUUGGAGCUGACAGUUGUGUUUCCUAAAGUGUUAACGAGCAGCAGAUAUUAUUCCCUAAUGGGUUUCACAUUGAAGGUUUCGUGAUAACCGUCGUAUGAACACAUUUGCGGAUAUUCCUAAAUUCAAAUUCUCACCAUACCCAUGCAAAGCAGUUCAAACAAUAAACUAUCAAGACAUUUAGCAGUUUACGAGAAAAUGAGAUUUGGAUUUGCUUUAAGGCUUACAUUUAGUUUGGCAAGUGAGUAAGAACAUAAUUGUAUACAUUUAGUAGGGAGCGUUUAAAAAAUGGCGAUUGGUUGUCAAUAUUGAUACUAUCAUACCGUAAAUUGUCUCCCUUUAGAGGGCAAUGUAUACUUAGUACCCAUUCUUAUUUUGUUUUCAUUCUGACCAAACAAAUCUCCGGUACAAGCAAUUUUGUCCCACCAUAAAUCAAAUUAUCAUACCAUAGUCUUCUUAUACAUGUAUAUUAACGGAGUGCUAUCUACACUGAAAAUAAAAUCUUGCACUGAAUAGAAAAUAUGGAAAUUUUGGACAUAUGAGACAGGCUAGAAAUGGCCUCAGAUCGAGAUUAAUAUGACGUUUGACCAGCGCAGAAAAUCCUUUUACUCUAUCUCAUUGC